AAGAUCCAUUCAAAGAUAAAUGUAUAUACAAUUAUUAUGAAGCAUAAAAUCCAAUCAUGAAAAUAAAACAUUCCCCCCUUUUUCAUUAUUAUUUUUUUUUCCUUUUAAUAUAGAGAAGAAGUUUCCUGGAAGUUGCACUUUCUUUAGUAUUUGAUGCUUGCUGCAGACAAACAUGAGUCUUCUAUUUAUAACUGUAUGUAUCUUACUCUCGAACUCAUCGAGAUAAUAUCUGAAAGAGUUUAUUUGGUUUUUGUCAGGGUCUACACUAUUCUUUUGUGCGCAAGACUCUCGCCCUGGAAGAAAAAUAUUUUCGGGUUUGAGUGUGGGAAGAAGAUGGCUUCCUUGCAAGAACCAUGGCUAUUGGAGAAUGGCAACCUGAAAGGGUCCAGCAAGGAGAUUCGCCAUGGUAGGACUGCACACAACCUGUCGUCUUCGUCAUUGCGGAAGAAGUCUGACCUGACCCUGGUUUCCAAGGUUCGGUGUGGAAUGCUCAGGCAGUUCCUGACCAACCUUCAGGAGGUCAUUCUAGGGACCAAACUCUCAGUUCUCUUCCCCGCUAUCCCUCUGGCGGUCGUUGCUGAGAGCUACGGGUUCGGAAGACCAUGGGUCUUUGCAUUAAGUUUACUUGGACUUACACCAUUGGCUGAACGUGUCAGCUUCCUCACCGAGCAAAUUGCUUAUUACACUGGUCCAACAGUGGGAGGGCUGUUGAAUGCAACCUGUGGCAAUGCUACUGAGCUGAUCAUAGCAGUUUUAGCACUAAGCCAAUAUAAAAUAGAUGUGGUCAAGUAUUCCCUGCUGGGUUCUGUCUUGUCAAACCUGCUUUUGGUUCUUGGGACCUCUCUCUUCUGUGGUGGUAUUGCCAAUCUGAGAAAGGAACAAAAAUACGAUAGAAGACAAGCCGAUGUGAACUCUCUCCUGCUGCUGCUUGCAUUAUUGUGCCACUCGCUGCCAUUGUUGUUUCGAAUGGCUGGGGCAUCCAAUGCUGUCAGUACAGCCGACUCAACACUGCAUUUGUCGAGAGCAAGCAGCAUUGUAAUGUUGAUUGCAUAUCUUUCGUACCUGAUCUUCCAACUAUUCACACACCGGCAAUUGUUUGAAGCUCAAGAGGAAUCAGACGAUGACGAAAAUGGAAUAUCAGAAGAAGCACCGGUGAUUGGAUUUUGGAGUGGAUUUAUCUGGCUAGUUGUAAUGACUGGUGUCAUCUCAUUGCUGUCUGAGUAUGUUGUAGAAACAAUUGAGGAUGCCUCGGAUUCUUGGGGAAUUUCUGUUAGCUUCAUCAGCAUUAUUCUGCUUCCCAUUGUCGGAAAUGCAGCAGAACAUGCAGGAGCUAUCAUUUUUGCUUUUAAAAACAAGCUGGAUAUUUCUUUGGGUGUUGCAUUAGGAUCUGCAACCCAGAUUUCCAUGUUUGUGGUUCCACUCUGCGUAAUUGUCGCUUGGACCAUGGGCAUUAAGAUGGAUCUUAACUUCAAUCUCCUCGAAACUGGCUCUCUCGCUCUAUCAAUCAUUGCCGUUGCCUUCACUUUACAAGAUGGCACUUCUCACUACAUGAAAGGACUGGUUCUCCUACUGCUCUACAUCGUCAUCGGCUUUUGCUUUUUUGUACUCAAAACACCUCUAAACCAAGUAAACUUAACAAACUCGGGAAUCCAAACACCAACCGAGACAAUCGUCAGAGCUUGAUAAGCUUCCCCGUCUGGGGGUCCCUCCCCCUUAUCGAUAUGAUGAACAUAUGUCUGGAACUUCAACAGAUCUCAUGCAUUUGUUAUUCUCUCACUAUGGUCUGGCCUGCCGGAAAGCUGACAGAUUCUCAGUUACUACUCCACCGCGAAGAAGUUGUCAUGCCUUCAAAGUUGAGAUGGAUACUAUAUAUAUAUAUAUAUCUGAAUACCUGCUUCAGAUUCGGUUACCAUUGAAGCUUGAUGAAGACAGGCUGCAGUACACAACACAUGGUUCUGUGUACAGAUCUCUCAGUGUGUGUUUUUUUUUUUAAUUUCAACUGAGGUUUGUCUCUGAUUAUGCUUGUAUGGUAGUAGUAGCAAAUGAGCUAGCUAAAAGGGUUGUUCCCCUCUUGUAAUUGCAGUUCAUCAAAAUAAAUGAAAUCGUUGUUGGUUUUGUUUGGCUA
Messenger RNA from Theobroma umbraticum, 2125 nucleotides. It is a transcript of the gene CAX4, whose product is annotated as cation exchanger 4. Gene Ontology annotation, biological process: calcium ion transmembrane transport; intracellular calcium ion homeostasis. Gene Ontology annotation, molecular function: calcium:proton antiporter activity. NCBI's taxonomy places the organism in Eukaryota, Viridiplantae, Streptophyta, Magnoliopsida, Malvales, Malvaceae. Gene Ontology annotation, cellular component: plant-type vacuole membrane. The record is from RefSeq and is a predicted model, not a curated record.